UUCUUUAUGUGCCGCCCCAUAUAUGGAUUAUACAAAACACAGCUCUCCAUAGCUAUAUUUUUCUUGCUCAAACCCAUAUAAAGUUUACCAAAAAGGAAACAAGAUUCCUUCACUUUUUUCUCUUUUCAAUCUCAACUUUUCUUUUGUUUUCUCUUCCUAACAAAAACUUCCACUCCUGUAAACUAAACACUCUGCCCAUCACAAACCUUUUGGACUCAUCGCUGGUUUUUAAGCUGUUGAGCUGAUCAUCCUCUGAUUGAUUGGAAUUUUAUUUGAUUGCAUUUUUUGAGACACAUUUUUCUUGUUGUAGAGAUUAUCUGGAGAGUGAAAUGGGAGUUGAUGCAAUGAAAAUUGGGGUUCAAAUCAGGAAAGUUAUGGCUUUUUCAAUAAGAAGUUGCUAUAGAUCAGUUUGUAAUCAUCCAUUCCUUGUGGGUUUUAUGUGUUUUUUGAUACUGCUGUAUAGAUCAUCUCCUUUUAUCUUUUCCCUUUUGGUUUCUGCCUCUCCUGUUUUGGUUUGUACUGCUAUGUUGCUUGGUGCCCUCUUGAGUUUGGGAAAACCAAACAUACCUGAAAUUGAGAAAGAAGAGAAGGUUAGCACUCAUGAGAUUGCUUCUUUUAAAACUGGGGUUGUAGAAGAGAGUACUGUUGUUGAGAGAGAUGUGAUUGGAAGCUUUUCAACGGCGGAGAGAUAUAUAGGAAAGGGAAGGGACGUGGCAGAGAGUGCUCUUGAUGAGUCAAUUUUAGUGGAGAAUAGAGUAAGUGAGGUUGAGGAAGAUGGUGGUUUGGUUGAUUGUAUGCCAUUGAUUGAUGUGAAUUCGAGGGAAAUUCAGUGCGAGAAGCAAGUGAUUGAGCAUGUUGAGAGAGAAUUGAAUGAUUUGGAGACUGAGAAGAAGAGGGAAGUUCAUGAGGAGAAACCGCAGAUUGAAGAAAAGUUGAAUGAUGUUGGUGGGGAGGUGGUAGAUAAUUUGUAUUCUGAGGAUAUAGGUAAUAAUCUUGAGGUCAAAAAUGAUAAAUCUCCUGCAGAGUUGAUUAAUGCACUCAAGGAAGAUCAGCUGGAUUAUGCUAGAGGCAUGUCUUGGAAACGGUUAGGAGAAGAAUACAAUGAUGACAAUGAUGAUGAUGACGAAGAGACUCUGGAUUCAGGGUCUAGUGGGGCAGAAAGUUCCUCACCAGAUGCUUCGAUGGCUGACAUUCUCCCAAUGCUUGAUGAGCUCCACCCGCUUCUAGACUUGGAAGCUCCUCAACCUGUCCAUAUAUCUAACGAUGAAUCAGAUGCUGGUUCGCGGAUGUCCCAUAAGAGUGAUAUUGAAAGCGUUGAGUCUAAGGAAAGUGAUAAUGACGGAGAAGGAGAAGGUGAGGAUGAUAAUGAUGAUGAGGAGGAAGAAGGAGAAGCGGCAAAGGAGGAAAAUGAGGAUGAAAGUAAAUCUGCAAUUAAAUGGACAGAGGUUGAUCAGAAGAAUCUCAUGGAUUUGGGGACUUCAGAGCUUGAAAGGAACCAACGUCUAGAGAAUCUUAUUGCAAGGAGAAGAGCUCGUAAAAACUUGAGAUUGAUGACUGAGAAGAAUCUGAUAGAUUUAGAAAGUACUGAUCUUCCAUUUAAUGUUCCACCUAUUGCAACAACAAGGCGAAACCCAUUUGAACUUCCUUAUGAUCUCUAUGGUGAUAUGGCUAUUCCUGGUUCUGCACCUUCCAUUCUAUUGCCCAGACGAAAUCCUUUUGAUCUUCCUUACGACCCAAAUGAAGAAAAACCUGAUCUCAAAGGAGACAGUUUCCAACAAGAGUUCACAGCUGUUCAACCAAAGGAACCAGUAUACAGAAGGAAUGAAACCUUCAGCAUAGGAGCAUCUGUUUUUGGGGGUUCCAAGCAGGAAAGGCAAGACUUCAGCUGGAGACCGUAUUUUGUACCAGAACGGUGUUCUUCAGAAGAAGGAACAAGCUAUUCUGCAUUCCAGAGGCAAUUAAGUGAAAUUAGUGAGUCGAAGAUUAGUUCUGUUCCUGAUACUGAAUCAUUGAGUUCAGCUGUUGAUGAAGAGGACCGGCAGUUCCAUGAACAAGUACCAGAACAAUUUUCUUCAGAAGAAAUGAGCUAUACCACAUUUCAGAGACAAAUAAGUGAAAUUAGUGAUUCAAAAGUAAGUUCUGUUCCUGAUAUGGAGUCAGUAAAUUCAGUGGUGGAUGAGGAGGACAAGAAGCCAAACAAACAAGAUGUUUCUCGGGAGACAAAAUUGAUCUCUAACAUGGACUGUGCCACUGAUCAUGUUGAAUUUGGAAGCCAAUCCUCUGAAGAUGUUGAUGCUGUAGAUAUUGAACAAGCUGAGAAUAGGGAUGUUCACCACAAUGAGGUUGAAAUUACUUUAGGGGGUGUGGAGAAUCACCAUGAAAAGGAACAGUGUGUUUCUGGGACUGAAGGGAUGAAUACUCCUGAGGAAUCUAAUGUGAAUGAGAGUUUGCCUGGAACAGAAGCAAUGCCUACUCCUAAGGAACUCAGUACAAAAGAAAUUCAUCUGAAAACAGAACCAGGUGAAGAGGAUUACAGUAGUGGGUCAAGCUUCUCAUCAUUGUCAGAAGUAAAUGAUAAAAUUUCUGAUAUGAGAGGAGGAGGAUUGAUGAGUUUGGAGCCUAAAGCCAACCAUUUUGAAGAAUCAGGUGUUUCAACUCGUACUUCUCUUGAGGAGUCGGAAUUUCGAUUAAUGAGCGGGGUGCUGGAACAGAGGGAGCCUGUGUUUGAUUCAAGCCCCCAACAAAUGGAGAAAUUCCUGUCAUUUGCCUCCAUUUCAUCUGAUACACAACUAGAAAUAACUAGAAUGCUUGUGUAUGCAAAUGAAUCUGAACAACACAUUGAGGAAAGUGAGAAGGAUACUUCUGAUGAUUUUGAAGAGGUGGGUACAGGCUCCUCAGAAGGUCAUGCAGCAGAUGAAGAUGAAUCAUCAUCAAGGGAAGUUGCAUUGUCACAGACGAGUGAGCAUGAUCUUAACAGGGUUGGUUCUUCAGGUAUUGAUCCAAACACUGAUGAUCAAAAGGGAGCCACUGUGAGGCUGUUCUCUUCAGACAUUAUUCCUGUAGAGGAGUAUACUUUAUAUGGGGGAGAACAAUUUCUCCCCGAAAAGGAUCAAGUUGUCUCAUUAAGUCAUGAUUCUGAGAAUCAUCAAGAGUUGGAUGAGAAGUUUGGUUCUGCAGUUCCUGAUGAUCAGAUUUCUGACUCCUAUUCAAGUUUGUCUGCCCCAGAGGGGCAAAAACCUUCAAUGAUGGUUGAACAUGUUACUCUGUGCAGCAGUGAGUCUGAGCCUGUAGAGGAAACAACAAAAGAUAAGGAAGAAACUGUGCAACCUGAACUGGAUGAAGUCCAUUUGUCAAGUUCAUUAGACAAGAAGUCAGUUGAGGAAGGCAUGACAGACAAGGAUAGACAUUUUCUGCAGGAACCAGGUCAAGGCCACUCGUCAAGUUUUGAUGAAGAUAUUCAUGUUGAUGGCCACCUAGAUGUUUCUGAGGGUUUGGAUUCUGUGCCUUUGAGUUCCCAGCAUAUGGAUUCCAAGAACUUCACAUUGUCUACCCCAGUGGAACAGCAGUCUCCCCUUGUGACUGUGCAAGUUCCAACAGUUCAUCAUUCUUUAGAGGCUGAUCGUGUACAGGAGCAUUCAUUAGAUAAGGGAGAAACUCAUGAGCUUGAAAAGGAUCAAGUCCAAUCAUCUGAGUCAAAGAUUGAUUCUGGUCUAAGGGUGAUUUCUGCCAAGUAUAGUAAUGAAGAUGUUCAUUCUGAAGAAAUAUCCACAUCUGAAUUGGAGAAGCAGUUAUCUUGGUCAGAUAAAUCACCAUCUUAUGAUGACGUUGAUGAAACCCAGGAAGCACCUAUCCUCCUGACAGAGUCUACAAAGGAAGUAAACAUUGUCAACGAUGCAAAUGUAUCUGAAGUUCCUGAUCAUGUUCAUGAGGUGGAAAAUUUGAAAAAUUCAUCAUCUCAGACUUCCAAUUCCUCUUCAACCCCAUUCGAGAGUUCUGAAAGUGGAUCUCCGGAUGGGGAGAAAGUAAGCAUUCUCAACAUUGCAAAUGUCUCUGAAGUUCCUAAUCAUGAGGAAAAAACUUUGAAAACUUCUUCAUCCUUAACGUCUAACUCUGGUUCAACCACAUUUGAAAGUACUGGAGAUAGAUCUCCUGGUGGAGAGGAUGUCAAAGAUGAAAUCCUUGAUGGAGUUGUAUAUGGGGACCAUGAUCAGGUCAAAGAACACUUCAGUUCUUUGGUAGAAUCAUAUGGUCCUCGCAUUGAUGAGGAAAACUUCAAUGAAGAAGCAGAUGAAUUAAGAGAAAUUGAUGAAGGAUUGCUGUCUGAACUAGACACUGUUGGUGACUUUAGCAUCAGAGAAGUUGGUGAGUCACACCAUAUUGAACUGACACCCGAGGAGAUCAAUAUCUCAAAUGUUGAGUCAUUUCCCAAUGAUUCCAUACCAGCAGCAACCAAUGCAGAGCUACCAAUUCUUGAAGCAAAAUCAGUUCAAGAUAUUGUCUUGGCAUUUAAGCAACUUGAUGAAGGAGUAGAUGUGGAGGAAGUCAUCCUACCCAGUAUGCUUGAGGAUCAGGUAGUUGUCGGUGAAAAUGCAGAUCCAGUGGGUAUCAGCUCAGACUUUCCUGUUCUCAACGCAAGAUCUCUAGAGGAUAUUCAUUCUGCUUUGAAGCAAGUUUCACAAAGUAAUCAGGUUGAGUUAUUGAAACCCUUGGAAUCAGAGGAUCAAUCAGCAGAAAUGAAAGAAAAAGAAGCGGUUUCUACUAAGCAAAUUGAAGCAUCAAGUAUUGUUGAAUCUGUUAUGCUGGAAAAUAGUGUGACAGCAGGUGAUGAUUCAAAACAAGUGUCUGAGGAAACAUCUAAAAGUUCUAGUUUAAGUAUAUCCAAUGGUGAGAAGGAAAAUCAUGUAAGUGGAGAUGAAAUUCUCGUGCCUGUUCUUGCUCAAGCUCCAGUAAUUCAGAUUGACAGCAAGAAUCCAAAAAUAAGCUGA
This is a messenger RNA of Pistacia vera, 4985 nucleotides long. RefSeq lists its product as uncharacterized. NCBI's taxonomy places the organism in Eukaryota, Viridiplantae, Streptophyta, Magnoliopsida, Sapindales, Anacardiaceae. The transcript has 4 exons. The coding region runs from base 330 to 4985 and encodes 1551 amino acids. The record is from RefSeq and is a predicted model, not a curated record.